CGCCCCCCCUUUUGUCCCACGUGCUCCUGCCUGGCCAAUGAGGAGUGCCGUUACAGGCGCAAUGCGGUGGACGGGAUGUAAGGAGGAAUGGCGACGGUCGAGAGGCUUUUGGAGGCCAGUGUCGAUCUGAUGUUGACCAAACAGAAGCGGAUCGCAGGCUUUGAAUCCCUUCACUUCCAACACGGAGCUUAGUGACAUGGAGACUGAAGUGACAGUGUCGUCGGCCAACAUAGUCUCAUCCCCCACUCCACCGGGUCAGGCCAAGCUUGCAGCAAAACAGCGAGACAGUAAAAAGACUCCGUCCUCAACGCCGGCCUUUCUCUCCAACCUGGGGAGGGCCACUCUGCGGGGGAUUCGCAGGUGUCCGCAGUGUGGCGUCUACAACGGCACCCGCGGCCUCAGCUGCAAGAACAAGGCCUGUGGGGUGUCCCUCAGGAAUCAGUCAACGGUGGGUAGAAACAAGAAGUGUGCGGUGGAAGUGGUGAAAGUAAUAACAGACAGUGAGGAGAGAGGCUGGAAGGAGCGGGAAGGAGACCUGGGUGGUGGCUUGGGUGGAGGAGUGCAGGUGUUCUCCGUGUGCCACAGAGGAAGAGGGGCCACAGCGACGCAGUGGGGAUUCGUGGAGCUUGUCCCCACAGACACUGCUAUAGCGACCGGUAACGGGGCCACGCUGCUAACCCGGAUCAACCUGGGCCGCUGCUUCAUGCCGUCGUGCCGACAGGGUCAAAGGUCAAAUCGGAGCGAGGCUCAAUCCGCAUCGGCGGGUUCCCACCAGUCCGACAGCCUCUGCGUCCACAUCAAGCAAGCAAUAGAGUGUCAGAGCUGUGCGACGCCGCUGACCUUGAAGAGCUCCGUGCUGGAAGGUCUGCCGGCCUCGGUUCAAGCCAGGGAGGAGCUGUGGAGGCUGGCCACAGAGACCCCGGGGCCCCUGGUGCAGCGCGUCUCCAAAGACACUCUGGUGGUGAAGUGCCACACGGACCCCCGGCACCCGCUGGGCCUGCUGCACCUGAGUGUGGGCGCCGGCGGACUGUCCGAGGUCAAACAGGGCGAGCGAAGGGCCAGGGAGGGGCAGCCGCCCUCGCUUUUCCACUGCGCCUGCCAGAGCGGCAGCAGACGCAGCAGAGCUGGAGUCGAUGGAGCGGCGGGAGCAGGCGGCCCUCAGCCGCCGCCCGGCGCCGCCGCGCCGCCGCCCUGCCUCCACUUCUACGCCUGCGUGUGCGCACUGGCCAGCGACGAUAAACUGGCCUCAGAGUUCGCUGCUUUCAUCAACUACACGUCGAGUCAAAAGCAAAGUGCUACUAGCGGAACAGUUGCCGCCAGUGAGAAGCAGGUGGAAGCAGAGAACCCUCAUCUCAAAGCCAAGAAGCUCUGCCUGGAUGAAUCCUCCCCUGACGCCUCCUCAGCCGCCUCUAAUUCUGCAGCGGGGAAGGAGGGACUGUCAGCCUCCACGAGGAAGGGGGGCCAGAGGAGAGCCCCAGGUGGCGGAGGGCCGAAGGCUCUAGGGUGCUCCCAGGUUGUGGACGAGUGUGCGGUGACUUUGGGCUUCCAUCAGUGGCUGGCAGGUGUCACAGAGAGGAUCCACCAGACGAUGCAUUACCAGUGUGACGGUAAACAAGGGAAACCACAACCGUUGGUUUACCACAUACCUCAGGAGUUCUUCAACGCUCUGCAGCAUCGUCUGUCGCUCGGAUCCAAGAAGAGGAGGCUGCCCAACUUCACCACAGCGUUUGUGAGAAACCAUGGACCUCCUCUGGGUUCUUUCUCCAAGUACACCUGGCACUUUACUAACCCCAUGCAGGUCAAGCGCAUCUUUGAUACACCGGAGUUGCCUCUGGAGCUCUCCCAGAGUUUUGUGAGAAACUCAGACGGCUCCUACUCACACUUCCGCUGUCCCGAUCCUCCUCCCGAACCCGAGGUACCGGAGGGGUGCAGGCCCGACCGCCCCCUGGCGAUACGACCCAUGGAGCUCCGAACCUUCCUCAAAGUUGGACCCGGUCCAGCGGACCAGAAGGGGGCCGGUCCGUUUGUGAUCGAGUGGAUCCCAGACGUGCUCCCUCGCUGUCGCAUGGGAGAGCUCAGGAUCAGCUUUGAGUUUGGCCACCAGCAGAGCGGCCAGCCGGAGAACAGUGAGAAGCUGAGCGCGGCGGAGAAAGGCUGCCGUACCAAGACCAACCCGACCCAGUCCAAACCCGCGGCGGGCGUUGAAAUCGUUCAGGUGGUCGUGUAACGUCCCCUCAGUGUGCUCUUUAGCUCACAGCCUCCAGUUUGUCUGGUUUCUGAUACAGAUGCCAUUAUUUCAUUGGCACAAGCAGUGGCUAACGUACAUUAAUGAAUAAUAUUCCCAAUCUACAUAUAUUAUAUUUUAAAGUAUAUUUUUAUAUGCCGUAAUAUGUGCAAGUGACAAACAGGAAAAGCAGUUACUGAAUUUCUUUCACACAUGGGUUUGAAUGGUUUGUGCUGUCCUCUGUUCUGCCCUGUGAACAUCAACAGUAUAUUUCCCCAGCAUAACUAAACACAUUUAAUCAAGUACUCGUUUGUAGUACUCGACUUCAACAUCUCACUUAAAAACUAGUUUACACCUCUACACUCCACUGUUUAAGUGAUUGUUAGUACAUAAAGUAUCAUAUUGUGUCUGAUGAAUUGAAAGGCACUGGUGCAGACAGAAAGCUGUAGUUUAAGGGUAUUUAUAUAAUUAAUAAUAUAUACAAUACAUAAUAUAAAUCUAUACUGGUAUUUAGUUCAAUGACACUUUAUUUCAGAGCAUGGAUAUGACUGGACAGUUGUUCAGAUGUCUGUCUGCAAUUAUAGCAGUUCUAUUAAUGAAAUAUGAGUAAUAAAUACUUCACAAAUAAAUAAGCUUGAUGGACA
This is a messenger RNA of Betta splendens (Siamese fighting fish), 2868 nucleotides long. It is a transcript of the gene c12h2orf42, whose product is annotated as chromosome 12 C2orf42 homolog. The transcript has 9 exons. The record is from RefSeq and is a predicted model, not a curated record. Lineage: Eukaryota; Metazoa; Chordata; Actinopteri; Anabantiformes; Osphronemidae. Gene Ontology annotation, cellular component: nucleus. The coding region runs from base 197 to 2227 and encodes 676 amino acids.